Molecule: messenger RNA, 1335 nt
Organism: Mya arenaria
Lineage: Eukaryota; Metazoa; Mollusca; Bivalvia; Myida; Myidae
Product: armadillo repeat-containing protein 7-like
Exons: 2
Coding region: 519-1205 (228 amino acids)
Source: RefSeq, a predicted model, not a curated record
GGGGGGCGUGAUUACAAUUGACUGGUGCAUAAUACAUUCAACUUUUGACCUCUUUGUAAUGCACCAGUCAAUUGUAACCAUGGCCCCCCAGGUCCGGGGAAUAGACGGGACUUUGACUUUUGGUCCAGCCAACCCCGGGUAAAAUCCCCUCCCUCCAGGGAAGAACUGAUUGUUAAACCCCGGCCAAAUGCUCCCGCACCCCAGAGACUCUAUAAAAGGCCUAAUCUCCGCUAAAUUUGGCGCUAUGACAAAACCACCGCGGUCACCCAGCCCUGUGGGGGCACCUGGAAAGUAAAAACACCGCCCUUUUCCCCCCGGCUAUCCCCGGUAUACCCCCGGACCUGGGGGGGCCGUGGUUACAAUUGACUGGUGCACAAUUACAUCAGUUAGAUUCAGCACUUGUUCUGAGACUAUAAAUGGUGUCAAAUACUGACAAAAAGGACAUUUUUGGACAAAAAAUUGUCAAAAUUAAUUAAUUUAUCACUUUCAGUAGUAAAUAAUUAGGACCCAAAAAUGAAAUGAAAAAAUUAGUGAAAUCUAAAGAACUCCGUACUAUGAGGGUAGAAAUAAGCCCACUUAAAAUUAAUGACAGUUUAUAUUUAAAGAAAAAUGUAUUUAUUGUGAUGUUCAGCACAAAAAGUUACCUGGAGCGAAAAACAGGGCCCUAUGGUAUUGGACGGUUUAGUUAUCUUCAGUCACUUGUGAACGAAUACCAGAAUACAGAUGACACUGAUUCCAAAACACAGAUAAUGGCAAAUCUUGCAAACUUUGCCUAUGACCCAAUCAAUUACGAAUAUUUGCGGGCUCUAAAUGUUAUAGAUCUCUUUUUGGAUGGGCUUGAAGAACAAGAUGAUCAAAUUGUUGAGUUCGCUGUUGGGGGAAUCUGUAAUGCAUGCAACGAUCUGCAGAACAAGAGGCACAUCAGUGACAAUGGCGGAAUAAAACUGGUGAUUAACUGUUUAUCAAGACCGUCGGAGGAAACUGUUUUGUCAGCAAUAACAUCUUUGAACUAUCUCGUUACGCCAGAUAGUAAAGCUGACAUUGUCUGCCUCCCCGUUGUUGAGUGCAUGCUAAGACUGUCAAAAGCAAAAAAUCCCAGAUUGAAAAAUCUGGCGGCGGUUUUCCUACAAGAUCACUGUGAUUCUCGGAUAAUCAGUCAGGCUGAAGAAAUACAAAAGAGAAACAUUGGACAUUUUCAAUCGUAGUUAUUUUAUUCUUUAAGAGAUUCAAUAUUAAUCUUUUCAGUCACAAAUAUACAUGUAGAAAUAUACAAAUAAACAUAACAGCAUUGAACAAACUUCUGGUUAUAAUGUUUAUGUACAUGAAAUGUUUAAU